Somion occarium is the source of this 1973-nucleotide messenger RNA. The record is from the annotation of a GenBank genome assembly. NCBI's taxonomy places the organism in Eukaryota, Fungi, Basidiomycota, Agaricomycetes, Polyporales, Cerrenaceae.
ACCCCCCGUCACAUCGACGGGGGGCCAUUGCUUUCGCUGUGGUAAAACCGGACACCUUCCCGCCGCCUGUUCAGAAACGGUCACCGUUGCCGGCAAACCCGUUGCUGCCAUCUCUGCAAAAUCAAACAGCAAGAAUGCCCUCCUUGCACCAAACGGAAGUCCAUUCUGCUUCACGUUUGCAUGGGGAGGAGCCUGCCCCUUUGACGGAAAGGGGAAAGGAUGCAUCAACCACCACGGCUGCAGCGUCUGCCUCGACACCAGUCAUGGUGCCGCAAAGUGUUCCUACCUCGCUUGAUCCUCGCAACGUCACGACGCCCAUCCAGGUUGACAAAGUGGAAGCCUUGUUACAAGAGCUGGGCAUUGCAGAGGAUUGGCGUCAUGUCCUAGAGGGACUACGCAACGGUUUUGAUGUUGGUGUCAAAGACACACCCCCACGCUCCUUUAUGUUUGAAAAUCAUGCAUCGGCCUCGCUGGACGAGGAAUUCAUCGACUCAUACAUUGCUGGAGAGCAAGCUGCAGGGCGAUACUCACAGGGCUUUGCCCCCGACGACCUAGAGGGUAUUAUAGGAUUCUUUCGCACGUCACCCUUAGGGCUAGUGCCCAAACCUCAUUCCGACCAUCUGCGGAUGGUGCAGGACAUGUCAUACCCUCACAACAAUCCCGAAAUACCAUCUGUAAAUGCCGGCGUAGACUCCGACAACUUUCCCACAGAAUGGGGGACCUUCGACAGCACCAGCAAGAUGAUUCUAGGACUGCCAGCUGGGUGCAAAGCAGCUGCGUUCGAUAUAUCCUCAGCAUAUCGGAUCACGCCAGUACGCCCAGACCAACAGCAUGCAUUGUGCGUCUAUUGGAAAGGCAAAGUAUACCUAGACCGAGCGGUAGCAUUUGGACUGUCCUCCAGUGCUGGAGUCUUUGGCGCAGUAGCCGACAUGCUUGUUGCCAUUUAUCGUGCGAGUGGUUUCGGACCACUUCGGAAAUGGGUAGACGAUUUUCUUGUCAUUCGCCUACCACACCAGACAUGGUCAGAGGAUGACUUCCUCCAAGUAACCGAGACCCUUGGUGUCCCUUGGAGCCAUGCCAAAAUGAGACCGCUAUCAUCGUGCCAACGCUACAUAGGCUUCGACUGGGACCUGGAGCGCAAAGUUGUAUCUCUACCAGAGGAGAAACUCAGUGCGACACGCUCUCUACUAUCCCUUUGGCGAUCACCCGGCAGCAAGUUCACCAUGAAGGAAGCCGCCAGCCUGCAUGGCAAAUUGGUGCACACUGCAACAAUCUUUCCACUUUUACGACCCUUUCUUCGCUCUGCUUCACGCUUUGCCAGCUCUUUCAAAUCACACCGCGCACGCCUACGACCACCAACACCCCUUCGUGCAGACCUAGGCUGGCUGGAACACCUCUUACCCCUACUACCCAACGAGCUACCUCUAUCUGUACCAACGCCAUUAGACCUAGGUUGGUGGGGAGAUGCAAGUACUUCCUUUGGUAUCGGCAUCGUAGUAGGUCCCUACUGGGCAGCAUGGAAGUGGGCAAAGGGAUUUCAUGUCGGCCCAAAACAGAUUCACGACAUUGGUUGGGCAGAAGCUGUAGCAGUCGAGUUAGGCCUACGAAUGCUGAUACACCAUGGUAUGCUCGCUCAAGUGCCACCCUCAACAGCCCGACUUCUAGUGCGAUCCGACAACAAUGGGGUUGUCCACGUAGUAAACAAGGGCCGGUCACGAAGCGAAACAACAAAUGCUACCUUGAAGGAUACCUACUCCCUGUUGGCACAACACCACCUGUCACUCGAAGCGUGCUACAUCCCGAGCCGUCUGAAUGUCACCGAUGCCCUCUCACGCGGCGACGUUGCAGCAUUCCUAGAAGGCUUCCCAACAGCAUCCAUACACAGCGAUGUACCACUCCCAUCAUCGCUCAUCAGCAAACUGUCAUCACUGUGAUGGCAGCUUCCGCGGUCCGAAUAACGCCUUCAGCAACCA